UAACAAUGUGUUAAAUUUGAUAAAACAGACAGCGCGUUUUUGGGUCCCGACUUCACUGCAGUGUUUUGAAUUUGAUCCGACCGUGAGCUCGCGGGGCCUCGUGUGGUCAACCGGAGGAAUUCACGUGCGAGGCAGGGUGGCAUACGCCCUCUACGUCACCGAGCUGAAGACUCAAAGUGAAGACGCUCAACUUUUCUGCCUCCACUUUGUCCUCUCGCUCUGAGCUGUCACCUCCUCCGUCCACAGCUGCGGAGACGCAACGCUGCAGGAGAAACAUGAUCGUUAACUCGGCACGGAAUAUUUCGCAACUAGUCUUCUGACUCACCACGGACAGCCCUUCACCACAGGUACACUCACUUGGCCGAUUGUUUUUCUAGACUCACCUCUAAAAUGGCCCAACAGAACAGCUGUCAUUAUAAUGAGUCCAUGGGCUUCUUCUACAACAACAGCAACGCUGAGGAUAGCUGGAACAAACCCAAGCUCAUCCUGGUGCAGGUGGUGGGCUCUCUCUUCUGCUGUUUCAUCCUAGUCUCCAACGCCAUGGUCAUAGCUGCUGUCAUCACCAAUAAGAGGUUUCACUACCCUUUCUACUAUCUUCUAGCCAACCUCGCCGCCUCGGACUUCCUGGCAGGCAUAGCGUACGUGUACCUCAUGUUUAACACAGGUGAGGUGUCGCGGAAACUUACAGUUAAAGGAUACUUCAUUCGUCAAGGUCUUCUGGACAUCAGUCUCUCAGCUUCGCUGGCUAACCUGCUGGUAAUAGCUCUAGAGCGCUACAUCUCCGUCAUGAACUGGAAAGUCCACAGUAACCUGACGAAGAGGAGGGUGACCCUGUUGAUCGUGCUGGUGUGGGCCAUCUCCAUCUUCAUGGGGGCUGUGCCGAGUCUGGGCUGGAACUGCAUCUGCAACCUGAGCGACUGCUCCCAGCUGGCUCCCAUCUUCAGCAGGAGCUACCUGAUCUUCUGGUCUGUGUCUAACCUGGUGGUGUUCCUGGUGAUGGUGGUCAUCUAUACGAGGAUCUACACCUACGUCAAGAGGAAGACAGCGGUGCUGACGCCACACACCAGCGGCUCCAUCAACCGCAAGAGGACGCCCAUUAAGCUCAUCAAGACGGUCAUGGUUGUGCUCGGGGCCUUUGUGAUCUGCUGGACUCCCGGCCUGGUGGUUCUGCUGCUGGACGGCCUCAACUGCACGAGUUGUGACGUCAUGAAAUUAAAAACAUGGCUGCUGCUCCUGGCUGUACUCAACUCCGUUAUGAACCCUUGCAUCUACUCCUACAAGGAUGAGGAAAUGUGGACAACCUUCAAGAACCUCAUGCGCUGCAUUGGUAACGGCACGCGACGGCAGCGGUCCACGAGGGCCAACGCCAGGCCGCUUAGCUCUGGUCAGGAUACGGGAAACAGUCAGCCUCCCUCAGAGGAGACAAAAAAUGACGAUCAGGGCAUUCUUUAAACCUGAAAUUGGAACUUGUUAAGAAUUAACCAGAACUUCUGUCCAGCUCUGACAGGACAUAUCUUAUGAAGUUAGAGUUGACUUGAAAGAGAAACCACAUCAGUUGGUCUCAGGGGGUCGUUGUAGUCCUAAAAAUACUUUCUUAAAGAGACACUGCAGGCCAGCUGCUCCAUGGUAGAGCAGUGAAAUGGAGAUAAGAAGAGACCUUGAUGCACUACUAAUUCCACAAAUGGAUGCAAAGAUGUGCUUUUUUAGUUUUUGUCAGGGUUUUACAGUUUUUAUAUCCAAUACUCCCAUUCAUGUGUAUUGGGAGAUUUGGGUUGCUGUUUCAUUCUGCUCUUUUUGUCUUCAUCAUCACAUCCCUGCUGGUUAUUUCAACUUGGACAAUUCUACUCUGCAAUGGCUGAAGAAAGAAUCCAGUAUGAAGUACACAGUGGUACAUUUCUACUUUUACCCCCCAAAAGGGUAAAAAUCAUCAUGCAAAGGGUGACUUAACUUUCUCCCUAAUAUAAAUCUGUGUACAUCUGGUUGCCUUUACGUUUACUUCCUGUGUAGCUGAUAAGGGAAGCAAUGCUGUAAUGGAUGAUCUAGUUAAGACGUGCAACUUGUUUGAAGUCGGGUAUGCCUACUAUAAAACUGUAGGUUUGCUUGGGUAGGGCACAGUUUUAAAAAUUAUUUCCAUUGUUUUCCAAUGGAAAUAAUAUUUUCCAUUAUUCCCAAUGAAAGAUACUGUAAACUGCUGUACUAAAUAUAUCUACUUGUAAAUCCUGUAAAAUGCUUAAAAAAGAGGUGAAAUAAUUUCAAAUGUAUGACAGCUAGUAUCCUGCUUGUUUGCAAUUUUGAAUCUACGAAAUCACACCCUGCUUUCUUUUGUAAAGCAGGUUUCCCUCUGGGGAAUAGAUAACAGUCACUCCUUUCUUGUCCCAUCUGUAAUCUUUUAUCAGUUCCUAUGCAGCACCUCAUGGAGGCAAACUUGUUCCCCCUGUAGCAUUUUUACACAUCCACUUCAACUCACUGAAUGGCUGCUGUUGCUCUGAAGAAACAGCUCAUAAAUGAUGGUUGUAAAAGGAUGUUGCGACACACUGGAUUCCUGCUUGAGUUUCAACAAUACCCUGUGUACCUGCAGGAUCUGACUGAAUAGACUACCCACACACGAGCCCCCCAUCCCCCUCCCCCCCCUCUCCCCAAACUGCUCUGACGUCUCCAUUGCUAAAUCAUUGACAGGGUUCAAAUGACGUUUCUUUAACCUGCUGUACAGUAUUUAUGCCACUCCUGCUGUAAAAGACAUGACAUCAUUAAAGCUAUUUCAUUUUUAUUCUGGGAGUGUAGGAAUGUCACACAUUGAGAGUAGUGAGUACAAAGGUUUACAGCUACAAUGGGUGUGUUUCUUUAUCGAACCAAGAUUAUUCAUGGUCAUUCCUGUGUAGUGACGUUUCAACUGCAGGACAUUUAAAACAAAAAUAAAAAAACUAAUUUUGUUAAUUAACUUUUUGGAGUUUCAUGUUGUUUUUGUCAAACAUCAAACAUAAUACACAAUAUGGGAUGAUAUGAUACAGAAACAGCAGGCAGCACACAGGUUGAUUUCACUACAGGGCUUGCAACUAUAUUACAGUAAAGAAAGAGUAUGACUUUCACUACGUACAGUAGUUAGUAGGAACCUCUAAUAUGAACAUCAGUCAAAGUAGGCUACCACAAAUGGGUCACAUACUAUUUUUAUUCAAAUAAAUAUAUAAGCUACAGAAUGUCAUUUAAUCUUACAGUCUUAAGCAUUUUCUGGCAUUCACUACUACUGCUGCUACCACUUUGGUCUAGACUAAAAUACCUGAACAACUACUAGAUGGAUUGCCAUGAAAUUUUGUGCAGACAUUCAUGGUCCACAGACUAAUCCUAAUAUGAUGAACCUUAAACACUUCAAUGGGAUCAACUGACUUUUCCACCAUGAGGUUGACAUGUGUGGUUUUGAGUGAAAUGAUAAGAAUUGGAUGUACUACAAAAAGCAAUGGUGCCAUUCAUGUUCCCCUAAACUUACACCUAUACUUUGGGGAUCCCCUCACUUUCCUCCACCACCACCAUCAGUACAAUACAAUACUUUGGUCUAUGACCAAAUACCUGCAAAACGGACAUUCCCAUCAGCACCAGCUAUACUUUGUGUUUAGUGCUAAUUUGCAAAUGUUAGCAUGCUAACAUGCUGAACUAAGUUGUUGAACAUGGUAAACAUGCUACCUGAUAAACAUCAGCAUGCUAGCGUUGUCAUUGUGAGCAUGUUGGCAUGCUGGAGGACUGCAGACUUUUUAAACAUUGCACACACCACCCACUUGGCACCUACGUUAGCCAAACGAUGAGAUUACAUGUAAAUCCUGUUUGACUGAGACAGACUGUUUUCUGAUUUUGAAUUAAAAUGACUGUCACUAACUAAACUGUCUUGACAACACUGUAGUGCAGUUAGCAUAACAAACAAAACAAAAAAACACUGAAAAGAUUAUCUGACAAUCCUAUUACAUGUACUGCAGUCAAUAGUUGAUGAAGUACCAUUGCUAGAGAUUUGUGGUGCUCAAGAGCUGCCACUUUAGGAUGAUUUACUCUGUUCAGGCCAAUUAGUGGAUGACCUUCAGGUUUCCAUUCAGUCAGUUACAUCAUUGGUUAAAGCUGGAGAAAAGCAGAAUUGACCCUAAGUGGGAGGAACAAGAUCCUCCUCUGAAUUAGAUUGCAAAGCGCUUGCUUCAGUAAAAAAUAACCACAUACAAGUAUUUUAUUUUAAUUUAGUACAGCUUGCUGUGAUUAAUGGUAACCUGACUCCUUGCCCUGUAAAUGUCACCCAUCAACAUCUGGAAAGUGGUUAAAAGUGUUUGGCUAAAGGAAGAGUGAAAUUCAUUUCCCUUCAUUCUCCAGGUAACCUGCUUUUGCAACAUUUCUAAUCACAGGUUAAACUCCGUUUAUGCUGUAAAAUCACACUCAGGAUUUGAUCCCCUAAACACAACCAGCAUCCUUUGACAGCAGAAGAAAAGGUUCACCAACACUGUAUUUUUCGCUCAUAGGAAACUACUCUGUAUGUUAAUGACAUUCAGUUUGUUUCAGGUUGAGGUUUAACUUUAUUAAAGUCAUGUUAUUUUCA
Sander lucioperca (pikeperch) is the source of this 4564-nucleotide messenger RNA. RefSeq names its product lysophosphatidic acid receptor 3 (gene lpar3). The transcript is spliced from 3 exons. Bases 391 to 1452 code for a protein of 353 amino acids. Gene Ontology annotation, biological process: G protein-coupled receptor signaling pathway. Gene Ontology annotation, molecular function: lysophosphatidic acid receptor activity. Gene Ontology annotation, cellular component: membrane. The record is from RefSeq and is a predicted model, not a curated record. NCBI's taxonomy places the organism in Eukaryota, Metazoa, Chordata, Actinopteri, Perciformes, Percidae.